AUGGGGACACCUAGCAGCCCCGAUGAGGGGACCCCGCCGCCUCAGGUCCCAGAAUGCAAUGAGAAGAUUCAACCCCAAGGGGCCUCCCAGCCCCGGGAGCACCCCGAGUACCCCCGCCAGCAGGAGACUUCCGAGGUCCCGGCGGAGCUUCCGAGCGGCCGAGGAGCUGAGCAGCAGGCGGAAGAAGAGGAAGAAGUGGGAGAAGGCAGCAGCACUGAGAGCAGCCGCGACGCGGGGGAGGCCCCGCCUCCAGUACAGAUCCCGGCCACGCCCCACACACCCUCCCAAUCUAAGGAAGGGGUACGAGGCGCCGCGCAGCGGCUUCGAGGGCAGAAGCUGGAGGCACUGACUCGAGUGGCCCUGAUGGAGCAGCGAGUGAAGGAGCUACAGCGCCAGAGGAAGGAGCUGAGGAUCGAGAUGGAGGUGGAGGUGGCCCUGCUGCGGGGUGAGCUGGCUGGGGAGCGAGUGGCCGCCCGGCGGGAGGAGGAGCAGCUCCGGGAGCUCCUGGAGCAGCAACAGGUGGACACGGGGCAGUGCUGCCGGGAGCAGCGGGAACAGGAGCAGAGGCGGCUGAGCCAGGAGCGGGAUCGCGUGGAAGGCCUUCGUCAGAGACUACAGGAGGCCCAGAGACAGCUCGACUCACAGCCAGAAGACCAGCACGAGCGGCUUCUGCAGGGCGUGCAGGAGAUUAGGGAACAGCUGGAUGCGGCCCAGCGUGCCUAUGAGGACCUGGAGUUCCAGCAAUUGGAGCGGGAGAGCCGACAGGAGGAGGAGGAUCAUCGGGACAGCCCUGGAGCAUGGGUGCUGGACUCCAAGGUCCAGGAGCUUCAGGCCAGUGUGGCACAGCACAAACGCCGGAUCCAGGUGUUGGAGGAGCAGCUGAAGUCACUAGGGGAGCAGAUGGCAGCUGAGAGCCGGGGGCUGAGCCGGAAGAAGGAGGAGGCCCUUCAGGCCCUGACACAGGAGCGGAGCCGACUGCUCGAGCUUAAUUGCCUUCAGGGAAGCCCUGGCGGAGACUUCUCUGAGCCCAACCAGGCCCUCACUAAGCUGCUGUUCACGCAGAAGACAGACCGCCAGUUGCUGGUGCUCCAGGACCCCACUGCGCAUGCUGCCGCCUCCGCCUCUUCCUGCCUCUUCUCGGUUCACAGCUCCCUGCAGGGCUCCAUCGGCCUCCAGAGAAAUGGAAGCCUGUCCCGGAAGAGGGGAGAGAGAAUGAGCCAGAGGGGGUCCCGGCCUCUGUCCCUCCAUUGUACUGGACCCCUGGAGGCCUCAGCCCUCCCACCAGCAGCCAGUGACUCUGGGAGACACCCACUCUAUCAGCUGCUGAACUGUGGCUCUGGGAACAGCUGUGGGGCACUAUACCCAGACAUCGCCCGCAUGGAGCGGCUCCUGCAGCAGGCCGUGGCAGAGCGGGAGCGGCUGCUCAAGGCCAGGGAAGGAACGAGAAGGAGCACAGAAGGUUCCUCAGGUCCCGCUGUUCCUGCCAUUAUGGCCCCGCCCACACUCCCACCCCGCCCUCCUGGCCUGCGGGUCUUGGAUCUCAGGCAGCAUCUGGAACGCUGGGGCCACAACCCCGAAAGCUGCCCACAUGUCCAGGUGUCUGGGGGCUGCUGCCGUGGGCCCCUGGUGAAGAUGGGCGGCCGCAUCAAGACCUGGAGGAAGCGGUGGUUCUGCUUUGACCGCCAGGCCCGCCGGCUGGCCUACUACGCAGAUAAGGAAGAGUCCAAGCUCAAAGGCGUCAUCUACUUCCAGGCCAUCGAGGAAGUCUAUUAUGACCACCUACGCUGUGCUUUCAAGAGCCCCAACCCUCGCCUGACGUUUUGCGUCAAAACCUAUGAACGCCUUUUCUACAUGGUGGCACCCAGCCCCGAGGCCAUGCGCAUUUGGAUGGACGUCAUCGUGACCGCAGCUGACGAGAACCAUGUGCCCUGAGCGGCCCCACCCUCUUGGGGGUGGGGACGACCUGUGAGGCCACGCCCACUUCCGGGAAUCCCGGGCCGGCCCCUUUGGAACUCAACCGGGAACUCUGCAGGUGCCGCGGCUCUGCUGGCCUGAGCCGCAGUGUUUUCUGGGCUGCAGGUGCCUUCCCCCACCGGGAAGCCAGCCCCGGGCCCUGUCCGAGGCAGGA
Messenger RNA from Molossus molossus (Pallas's mastiff bat), 2128 nucleotides. It is a transcript of the gene PHLDB3, whose product is annotated as pleckstrin homology like domain family B member 3. The record is from RefSeq and is a predicted model, not a curated record. Bases 1 to 1932 code for a protein of 643 amino acids. The transcript is spliced from 15 exons. Lineage: Eukaryota; Metazoa; Chordata; Mammalia; Chiroptera; Molossidae.